Molecule: messenger RNA, 1780 nt
Organism: Puma concolor (puma)
Lineage: Eukaryota; Metazoa; Chordata; Mammalia; Carnivora; Felidae
Source: RefSeq, a predicted model, not a curated record
AUGCCCCCGAGGAAAGGGCUGCAAGUCCCUUCUUCCUCCAACCAUCCAGGCUUCCUUUAUCGCCUCCUGUUUACAGAAUACAGCCUGCAGCCAGCUGGCAAAACCACGCUGUGGUUUGCAGAGUUCCAGUGCCAGCAUGACAAAGCAGAGAAGGGGAGAUUUGGAGCAAAGACGGAACUCCCCCCUCCAUAUACAGCCAUCGCCAGUCCUGAUGCCACUGGUAUUCCAGUAAUUAACUGCCGCGUGUGCCAGUCUCUCAUCAACUUGGAUGGCAAGCUUCACCAGCAUGUGGUUAAGUGCACAGUUUGCAAUGAAGCUACGCCAAUCAAAAACCCCCCAACAGGGAAGAAAUAUGUUAGAUGCCCUUGUAAUUGUCUCCUCAUUUGUAAGGACACAUCUCGGCGAAUAGGAUGUCCGAGACCUAACUGUAGACGCAUAAUUAACCUUGGCCCAGUAAUGCUUAUUUCUGAAGAACAACCAGCUCAACCUGCAUUGCCAGUCCAACCAGAAGGUACAAGGGUCGUGUGUGGGCAUUGUGGAAACACAUUCCUGUGGAUGGAACUGAGGUUCAACACUCUGGCAAAAUGCCCACACUGCAAAAAAAUUUCUUCAGUGGGUAGUGCGCUCCCACGAAGACGCUGCUGUGCAUAUAUUACCAUUGGAAUGAUCUGUAUUUUCAUUGGAGUUGGAUUAACUGUUGGCACCCAAGACUUUGCAAGGCGAUUUCAUGCAACCUAUGUUUCUUGGGCAAUUGCUUAUCUCUUAGGUUUGAUCUGUCUUAUCCGAGCUUGUUACUGGGGAGCCAUAAGAGUGAGUUAUCCAGAACAUAGUUUUGCGUAAGCUCGCUUAUGAUUCAGCGAUGCAGGUGAGAGUAUCUAGCAGUUCUUGAUAAGCUACUCUGGACAUCUUUAAAUCAUGUAUCCUAAUGGAUCCCAUUCUGGUUUAUGUAUAAAGUUUCAAGACUUUACGAGUAUUUUAUGAACAAAUGCUCAUUGCACUACAUUAUAUGCAAAUAGUUUGUUUUGCUGCUAGGGUUUCAAGCUCCGAAUAAUAAAAACUGUGUCUUCAUCUUCUUUGACAUCUCUUAAAGGUAUUUUUGGAUUUGUCACCAAACAUUACAUAUAGCAUCACCCUUUCGUUAUUUUUGAAUCAGUUAUUCCAUUACUUGCUGAUCUGUGAGUAUUCCCACGGAGUAUUUAUAAAUGUUUCUACAAAAGCUUCACAUUUAUACUCACGUUUUAAUUAAAAAGUGUCAAAAUUGCUUGCUUUAAAAUCUAAGCAAUAUGCAUUUUGCUUGAACUGCUUACUGUAACUUUAACCUAAGAUCAUAGUGACCUUAUUCAGGAAGAACAAUUGAGUGUACCUUCAAAGACUUGACGUUCUUGUCAGAUAAAAACCAUUUCUAGAUACUGUAUGCUUGUUUUUUGUUGUUUGUAGAAAGAUACAAUAUUUUGGUAGUAACUUAAAAUACAAGAAUGAAAAUAUUUAUUUGUCCACAGUUGGAGAUGAUGUUGGAUAAAUGUUUUUUCUCAAAGAUCACAGGAGUUUUGUCUUUCAUUUUUGUCUGCUUUUUUAUUUACUAAUUAUAAAAGUUCUGGUCUAGAUUUAUGAAACUUAAUGUUAAUCAUCUGUAUGUAUUCCUUUAUAGAUGUUGCAGGAAGUAUUUCACAUAACAUGUUUUAUAAAACUAACCAUUUAAACAAAGAUAUAUUUACACUGGGUUGCCCUCCUUUUCAUUAGAUCAUAAUAAAUUUUUCCUCUUUGGGCUAAUUAUGGACUA